AGCGGUAUUUUCGAACUUUCAGCCGUGGGCCACACUCUCAGCCGUCAACAAACGCGUUAUUUUUUAGCGGAUCGGAUCGGCCGAAUUAAAUCCUCGAUAAGUAAUGUGCUGAAAAGAACAGGACUACCAAAGAGCCACUUGUCAUAGAUGCGUACGGGAUCGUUAGCCAAAGCCAAACAACAAUCACGUUCGCAAUCGACCAGAAAGACACUCGAAAUCGAAUCGAAAUCCCGAACUCGGCGAGCGGUUAGAGUUGUGUAACACGGACGGACGGGCCCGAGAAGAAGAAACGUGAACGCUGUGUGUUGAGUUGCAGGUGUGAAUCGGGAACGGGAACAGCAGAACAGGAGCAGUUAGCAUGGCGCUUGAGACGGAGGCGAAGAACAUAGCCACGGGCGAUACGGCAACAACAAAGAGCAGCGGCAAGGCCAAGGAGAACAACAACACGGCCGGCGGCAAAAAGAAUCAGAAUCCGAAUCCGAAUCAGCAGAAUCAGAAUCAGAACUUGGUCAAUGGCAAUGGCACGGCUGUCGACGGUCCGGCUGCGAAGAAGAAAGGCAAGAAGAACCGCAACAAAAGCCCGACCGAACCCACUGCUGAACCCGUGGAAGCAGCUCUGAGCAACGGACAUGCCGAGAAGGUAGCUGGAGAGGAGGGCGAUGCCAAUGCCAAUGUGGAGAAGGCGGAGGCCGGCGGAGCUCCGAAUGCGGAGGCGGAUGGGGAGGACAUCGAUCUGGACGCUCUGCACGACGUUGGUAUCACGGUCAACAUCAGCAGUCCCGGCGCAGACCUGCUCUGCGUCCAGCUGUCGAGCAUGGAACUGGUGCAGGAAAUCCACCAGCUGCUGAUGGACCGAGAGGAGACCUGCCAUCGCACCUGCUUCUCGCUGCAGCUGGACAACGUGACGCUGGAUAAUUUCGCCGAGCUUAAGACAAUCGAGCAACUGGAGCAGGGCUCCACCAUCAAGGUGGUAGAGGAGCCGUACACCAUGCGGGAGGCCCGCAUCCAUGUGCGCCAUGUGCGCGAUCUUCUCAAGAACCUUGAUCCGGCGGACGCUUACAAUGGCAUCGACUGCACUUCGCUGACCUACUUGAACACGAUCACGCAGGGCGAUUUGUUGGACAAGAAGAAGACGAGGCCGGACUCUGUGGACUGUACGCCGCCGGAGUAUGUGACUCCGGGUGUGUACGAACCGCCACUGUUGCCACUGCAUCCCAAUGUGAAGAACGCAAAGGGACCGCAGGCUCUUAAGGUACUCACUACAUCCGCCUGGAAUCCGCCACCUGGUCCCCGCAAGCUGCACGGCGACCUCAUGUAUCUGUACGUUGUCACCAUGGAGGAGAAACGCUUCCACAUCUCCGCCUGCUCCAAGGGCUUUUACAUCAACCAGUCGACGGACGACACCUUCAACCCCAAACCCGACAAUCCCAGCCACCUAAGCCACUCGCUGAUCGAUCUGCUCUCCCACAUAUCACCAUCGUUCCGACGUGCCUUCCAGACCAUCCAGAAGCGACGCACCAUGCGCCACGCCUUUGAGCGGGUGGCCACGCCCUACCAGGUGUACCAGUGGGCAUCGCCCACCCUGGAGCACACGGUGGACGCCAUUCGCGCCGAGGAUGCGUUUAGUUCCAAGUUGGGCUACGAGGAGCACAUCCCCGGACAGACACGCGACUGGAACGAGGAGCUGCAGACGACGCGGGAACUGCCACGCAAGACACUGCCAGAGCGCUUGCUGCGCGAGCGCGCCAUCUUUAAAGUUCACGGGGACUUCGUGACCGCCGCCACGAGGGGCGCCAUGGCCGUUAUUGACGGCAACGUGCUGGCCAUCAAUCCCGGCGAGGACUCCAAGAUGCAGAUGUUCAUCUGGAACAACAUUUUCUUCUCGCUGGGCUUCGAUGUAAGGGACCACUACAAGGAGCUGGGCGGCGACGCAGCCGCCUUUGUUGCCCCGCGUUACGAUCUGCACGGUGUGCGGGUCUACAACGCCGUGGAUGUGGAAGGAUUGUACACACUGGGAACCGUGGUGAUUGAUUAUCGCGGCUACCGUGUCACCGCACAGUCCAUUAUUCCCGGAAUUCUGGAGCGGGAGCAGGAGCAGAGCGUUGUCUACGGCUCCAUUGACUUUGGCAAGACGGUGCUGAGCCAUCCCAAGUACUUGGAACUUCUGCGACAGGCGGGAAAGCACUUGAAGAUCCUGCCGCACGCGGUGCUUAACGAGCGAGAUGAGCCCGUGGAGCUGUGCUCCUCGGUGGAGUGCAAGGGCAUCAUCGGCAACGAUGGCAGGCACUACAUCCUCGACCUGUUGCGUACCUUCCCGCCAGACGUGAACUUCCUGAAGCUUCAGGAUGUUAAGAUUAGCAAGGAACUGGCCGAUAUGGGUUUCCCCAUCGAGCACCGGCACAAGCUGUGCUGCUUGCGCCAAGAGCUGCUCGAAGCCUUCAUCGAGGAUCGCUAUGUGAGCUUCAUCCGAAUUGCCGCCGUGCAUCUCCAGCAGCUCAAUGCCAAGAAGCAAUCUGAAAAGGUGGAGGAGAAACCAGUACCCGCCAUUGAAGGAGUCGAGGCGGAAGCUAAGGUAAACGGAGCUGAGACCACAGACGACAAGGAGGAGAAGAAGGAAGAGAAGGAGGAGAAGCCCACUUCCAGCGACACAAAGACCGCCGAGGCCAUGGUUAACGCCAUCCGGGAGGCACAGUCCAAUGUGGCCACCUCCAACGAGGUGCAAGCUGCCGAGGUGGUUAAACGGGCCUGCGCCGCCGUUGGCUCGCUGAAGGAGAAAGAGUUCGACUUCCGUUUCAACCCCGACGUGUUCUCGCCCGGCAUUCGUCACGUAGAUGGCGAGGAGGGCACCUGCAGCUCUCUGGCCAAGCAGAAAGUUCUCGUACAGGAGGCCGCCGAGUUCUUGGUCCUUAAGCAAAUUCCCGCCUUCAUCAAGGAGCACCUGGCCCAUUCCUCGCCACCGAUCGAUGGUCAGAGUCUGACGGAAUCCCUGCACAGCCACGGCAUAAACGUGCGCUACUUGGGCAAGGUUAUCAAAAUGUUGGGUCAGAUGCCGCGCAUGGACUACCUGUACAGGAUCGCCAUCCUCGAGCUGAUCGUGCGGGCCACCAAGCACAUUUACUACACCUACAUGCAGAACACAGAGCCACUGCACCUGUCGGCCGCCAUCAGCCACUUCCUCAACUGUCUGCUGACCAACGGACCCGUCAAUCCGGCCGUGAGCAGCGAGGAGGCGCACAAGAAACGCGGCAACGGCGGCAAGCACAACAAGCACAAGUCCUCCAAGGGCGGAAAGGGUCAGCAGCAACAGCAGGCGUCUGGCAAUCAAAACGGCAGCUCGUCUGGUUCCUCCAAUGCCUCAUCCGCAUCCGAUUGGACCCUGGUGACGCCCCGAUCCCUGUGGCAGCAGAUCCGGCGGGAGGCCAAGGCCUACUGGGACUGGGAGCUAGAUUGCGACUCGAUCGAUAGCGCUGUGACCAAGUUCGGGAUCCUGCGGAUCAGCCUACUGCGCGCCUUCUGCUUGAAGGUUGGCAUUCAGGUGCUGCUACGCGAGUACAACUUCGAGUCCAAGCACAAGCCAACCUUUGGCGACGACGAUAUCGUCAACGUGUUCCCGGUGGUAAAGCAUAUUAGCCCAAGGGCAACAGACGCCUACAACUUCUACACCACGGGCCAGGCCAAGAUCCAGCAGGGCAUGUUCAAGGAGGGCUACGAGCUGAUCAGCGAGGCACUCAACCUGCUGAACAACGUCUUUGGGGCGAUGCACCAGGAGAACGGAUCCUGCCUGCGGAUGCUGGCCAGGCUCAGUUACCUGCUGGGCGAUGCCCAAGAUGCUCUGGCCAUCCAGCAGCGAGCAGUGAUCAUGAGCGAGCGGGUGAACGGCAUUGAUCAUCCUUCGACCAUUUUGGAAUACACACACUUAUCACUGUAUUCAUUUGCUAACGGACAUGUCGGCAUGUCCCUCAAGCUGCUGUACAGAGCACGCUAUCUGAUGGUGCUCAUCUGCGGUGAAGAUCACCCCGAGGUGGCACUGAUCGAUAGCAACAUAAGUUUGAUUUUGCAUGCGCUGGGUGAAUACGAGUUGUCGCUGCGGUUUAUCGAGCAUGCCCUUAAGCUGAACCUUAAAUACUUCGGCAACAAGGCCAUGCAUGUGGCAGUUAGCUAUCACCUGAUGGCCCGUACCCAGUCCUGCAUGGGUGACUUCCGCUCGGCCUUGAACAACGAGAAGGAAACCUACUCUAUUUACAAGUCACAGCUUGGCGAGAAGCACGAGAAGACCCGGGACUCGGCCGAGUGCCUGCGCCUCCUGACCCAGCAGGCUGUGCUGCUGCAGCGCAAGAUGAACGACAUCUAUUCCAGUGGCAAGCUGACCAGUGACCUGCCACCCAUCCACAUCACACCACCCUCGAUGGGCUCUGUGCUGGACAUGCUGAACACAAUCAAUGGCAUUCUGUUCGUGCAGAUUAGCCAAAAUGACAUUGUCAAGGUGCGCAGCGAAAUUGAGAAGCAUUUCAAGGCCAACAGCGCCGAAAGCGAGGUUAACGAUGCCAUCAAAUCCAUUGUGGCCGCUGCCAACAAUAAUGGUGAGGCCGAGGAGGGAGAGCCAAAGGAAGUCAAGGAGCAGGCAGCAGCAGGCACGCAGCUAACGAACGGGGAGAAGGCCACGACCACUGAGGCGACUUCAAGUUGAACACUCCAAAGGCAAAGAUGAACAAUUGAAAUCCCAACCAGUCACAAAAUUUGCCGCCUGUUCGUUGCAUUGUCGUCGUAUCCGUUAAUCGUAUUUUGGGACUGAGCAAAAUUGAAACACCUACGUUUUGAACUACUACAGCAAUGACAACCUAACAAUUGCAACAUCAUCAACAACAGCAACAACAACCCACAUCGUAAUAAAACAUAAUUGUAUAUGUUUUUCUUAAAGGCUGCUCUUGUAUUGCUCACACACAUCGCAUCGCGUCGUAUUUAAGAAUACGCAUAGAAGGACCUACAGCCAUUUGUGGUUUAGGCCAAUAAAAUACUUUUAGGCUUAGUCAAGCAAACUAUCAGCAACACUAUUAAGCAUCCUUAUCCAAACGACCCGAUAUCACCCAGAAACCCAGCUAUAACAGAAAGUUGACCUGUUUUUAAACACGAAAAGUCGUCUAGCUCAUACACAUAUAUGUUUUGUUAACCAUUUGCAAACCCGUCAAAUGCCUUUUAUAGUUUGUAAUCGAUUGCACAUAAUUUUAUGCAUUGUUUUCUGUUGAAUCAACUUUACAACGAGUGCAACUAAAUAUUUUACAAUAACGUUAAGAUUCGCCCGAUUGGAAAAUGAAACCAGAAGAAUUAUUGAAUGAUUACGUUUUUGUUAUACAACUAUCAUAUAGAUAUAUAUCAGAAAAUAUAUAUAUUAUUCAUACGUAAUGCAUACACUUUUGGGUCCUUGGUGUGUCAAGGACCGCGAGAACAUUUAUUCAUACGAA
Messenger RNA from Drosophila suzukii, 5459 nucleotides. RefSeq names its product clustered mitochondria protein homolog (gene clu). The record is from RefSeq and is a predicted model, not a curated record. Gene Ontology annotation, cellular component: cytoplasm. Gene Ontology annotation, molecular function: protein binding; mRNA binding. Lineage: Eukaryota; Metazoa; Arthropoda; Insecta; Diptera; Drosophilidae. Gene Ontology annotation, biological process: intracellular distribution of mitochondria.